Molecule: messenger RNA, 2043 nt
Organism: Saimiri boliviensis boliviensis (Bolivian squirrel monkey)
Lineage: Eukaryota; Metazoa; Chordata; Mammalia; Primates; Cebidae
Gene: PTAFR
Product: platelet activating factor receptor
Biological process (GO): G protein-coupled receptor signaling pathway; chemotaxis
Cellular component (GO): membrane
Molecular function (GO): G protein-coupled purinergic nucleotide receptor activity; platelet activating factor receptor activity
Source: RefSeq, a predicted model, not a curated record
AGCGUUUCCUCCCAGGGGUGACUUGGCGGUGAUACACUCUGUUUCCUCACUUCUGCAAUUGCCAGACGCACAGAGGCUGAGGCUGGGGCCAGGACCAGGCAGAGACACACAGCCCUGCAGCUGCAGCCGCUGCCCCUGCUACAGGCACUGCCAGGGCCAAGACCAGUUGAUCAUUCCAGCCCACAGCAAUGGAGCCACAUGACUUCUCCCACGUGGACUCUGAGUUCCGAUACACUCUCUUCCCGAUUGUUUACAGCAUCAUCUUUGUGCUUGGGGUCAUUGCUAAUGGCUACGUGCUGUGGGUCUUUGCCCGCCUGUACCCUUCUAAGAAACUCAAUGAGAUAAAGAUUUUCAUGGUGAACCUCACCAUGGCGGACAUGCUCUUCUUGAUCACCCUGCCACUGUGGAUUGUCUACUACCAAAACCGGGGCAACUGGAUUCUCCCCAAAUUCCUGUGCAACCUGGCUGGCUGCUUCUUCUUCAUCAACACCUACUGCUCUGUGGCCUUCCUGGGCGUCAUCACUUAUAACCGCUUCCAGGCAGUGACUCAGCCCAUCAAGACUGCUCAGACCAACACGCGCAAACGUGGUAUCUCUUUGUCCCUGGCUAUCUGGGUGGCCAUUGUGGGCGCUGCAUCCUACUUCCUCAUCAUGGACUCCACCAACACAGUGUCCAACAGUGCUGGCUCCGGCAACAUCACCCGCUGCUUCGAGCAUUACGAGAAGGGCAGCAUGCCCGUCCUCAUCAUCCACAUCUUCAUCGUGUUCAGCUUCUUCCUGGUCUUCCUCAUUAUCUUCUUCUGCAACCUGGUCAUCAUUCGUACCUUGCUCAUGCAGCCGGUGCAGCAGCAGUGCAACGCUGAAGUCAAGCGCCGGGCGCUGUGGAUGGUGUGCACGGUCUUGGCGGUGUUCAUCAUCUGCUUCGUGCCCCACCACGUGGUGCAGUUGCCCUGGACCCUGGCUGAACUGGGCUUCCAGAACAGCAACUUCCACCAGGCCAUUAACGACGCACAUCAGGUCACCCUCUGCCUCCUUAGCACCAACUGUGUCUUAGACCCUGUAAUCUACUGUUUCCUCACCAAGAAGUUCCGCAAGCAUCUCUCCGAAAAGUUCUACAGCAUGCGCAGCAGCCGGAAAUGCUCCCGGGCCACCACGGAUACGGUCACUGAAGUGGUUGUGCCACUCAACCAGGUCCCUGGCACUUCCCUCAAAAAUUAGUCCCUGCUUGUUGGGGCCAGGCCUGAAGUCUUCCCCACCAUGGACAUCAUGAACUGAGCUGGGGAAGAAGGGCUAUCUGCUGUGGUCUGGGUACCACCUCUGUGGGCCCUGGUGGGCCAUUAGGUUUGGAGGCUAAUUCACCUGGGCAAGGAUGAUGGCAGAGCCAGACUGUCAGAAAAUCCAGAACUCAAAUGAGCCCCUUCAUCUGCCUGUGGGCGCAUACGGUAGUAACUGUGGCUGAUUACCUCAUCCUGAGUCCCUUAAUCUUAACCUGCCAGGGCCAGGUGCAGAGGUGCAGACACUGGGGGAAGACUUUGAGCCACCUAGCGCUCCCCGAUGGGGCAUCAGUCUAAAGCUCUGGGCGAGCACUCUCAAGGGACAGAGGCAGAAAUGGGAGUUGGGAAAGGGACAGUGUCCUCUCUGUGUGGCACUAUCUUGGGGCAGACUUUUGAGCUAGGAUGAUGCCGUCCUCUCUCCACCCUCAGGCACAAGGUCUUUGUGACCUUUCUCAGGGGAAGUGCCUUGAUGGAACCUUCUCUGACUCACCUGGCAACCUGUCCCGAAUGGUGACCAGAGAAGAUAAAACAUGAACAGACCAAAAGCUAGGAAAGGAGCUUGCUUCCCAAGGCAGACGUGUCUCUCCGCAAAGGCCUCGCCUCUGGCCUGGUCAGCUCUGGGGGAGUAGGAGAGAGAUGCCCACCUCCUCCAUCUUUCCAUCUCAACAACAGUCCCUAAUUAAGUACCUUCUGUGGGGCAGCCACCUACUGAGGAUGUGCAAAGGCCACUUGAGAGCAAAACUGGAGCUGGGCGAAGUGGUUCAUGCCUG